Phragmites australis (common reed) is the source of this 883-nucleotide messenger RNA. RefSeq names its product small ribosomal subunit protein uS13z/uS13y/uS13x-like. The record is from RefSeq and is a predicted model, not a curated record. NCBI's taxonomy places the organism in Eukaryota, Viridiplantae, Streptophyta, Magnoliopsida, Poales, Poaceae. Gene Ontology annotation, molecular function: RNA binding; structural constituent of ribosome. Gene Ontology annotation, cellular component: cytosol; small ribosomal subunit; ribosome. Bases 140 to 598 code for a protein of 152 amino acids. The transcript has 4 exons. Gene Ontology annotation, biological process: translation.
GUUACUUCCACUCCGCACACCCCCAACUAUUUAGACGCUACUCACAGCGCCGCCUCUCCGAGAGAAGAAACCCUACCCCGCGCCGCCGCCGCUUCUUCCUCCGCCGGCGUGAGCCCAAGCCCCACCCAGCGCCGACGCCAUGUCGCUGAUUGCGGGGGAGGACUUCCAGCACAUCCUGCGUCUGCUCAACACCAACGUGGACGGCAAGCAGAAGAUCAUGUUCGCGCUCACCGCCAUCAAGGGUGUCGGGCGCCGCUUCUCCAACAUCGUCUGCAAGAAGGCCGACAUCGACAUGAACAAGCGGGCUGGUGAGCUGACCCCGGAUGAGCUUGAGCGCCUCAUGACUGUGGUUGCUAACCCUCGCCAGUUCAAGGUCCCGGAUUGGUUCCUCAACAGGAAGAAGGACUACAAGGAUGGUAGGUUUUCCCAGGUUGUCUCCAACGCCCUCGACAUGAAGCUCAGGGAUGACCUCGAGAGGCUGAAGAAGAUCAGGAACCACCGUGGUCUGCGUCACUACUGGGGCCUUCGAGUCCGUGGCCAGCACACCAAGACCACGGGCAGGCGUGGAAAGACUGUUGGUGUCUCGAAGAAGAGAUAAACCCCGUCUUCUAGGCACAGCGUGCUGGCAUAUCUUCAGAGUGUCCUAAUGAUGCGAACCUUUGUGUUACCUUAUUCUGGAAGAUGUUUUGCUCUAGGGUAGAUGAUGAGUUGUUUCGAAACUUGUGAUAUAUUGUAACUCGUUUGGUACCUGAGUUGCUAGCGGAUUGAAUUCAACGUUCUCUGAACCGGCUAAAGUUUUGUGCUUAAAAAAACGCAUGUCCAUUUCAGUCAUUCAAUCUGAACCCCGCAACAGUCAGUGAUGGUAGUACUUCUCUUGACUUUA